Messenger RNA from Protomyces lactucae-debilis, 2901 nucleotides. RefSeq names its product thiamine diphosphate-binding protein. The record is from RefSeq and is a predicted model, not a curated record. NCBI's taxonomy places the organism in Eukaryota, Fungi, Ascomycota, Taphrinomycetes, Taphrinales, Protomycetaceae. The transcript is spliced from 2 exons. Gene Ontology annotation, cellular component: oxoglutarate dehydrogenase complex; mitochondrion. Gene Ontology annotation, biological process: tricarboxylic acid cycle. Gene Ontology annotation, molecular function: oxoglutarate dehydrogenase (succinyl-transferring) activity; thiamine pyrophosphate binding. The coding region runs from base 1 to 2901 and encodes 966 amino acids.
AUGCAGUCCAACAGUGCCAACUACAUUGACGAAAUGUAUGCUGCGUGGAAGCAAGAGCCGACAUCCGUCCACAUCUCAUGGCAGGUCUACUUCAAAAACAUGGAAAACGGCGGCGAGCCUUCGCAAGCAUUCCAGGCACCACCCACCAUCGUGCCAACGCCUACAGGUGGUGUCCCAAGUAUUGUGCCCGGAGAAGGGCUCGCCAAGGGUACCGAUGUCUCCAAUCACUUGAAAGUACAGCUUCUUGUGCGUGCAUACCAAGUACGUGGUCACCAUAAUGCAAAACUCGACCCCCUCGAGAUCUCAAAUGUCGACAAGACGAAGCCCAACGAGUUGACACUCGAGCACUACGGCUUCACCCAAGCAGACUUGUCAAAGGAGUACACGCUUGGCCCUGGUAUUCUACCGCGGUUUGCUGCUGACGGACGCGAAAAGAUGACACUCAAGGAGAUUGUUGAGGCUUGUGAGAAGCUCUACUGCGGCUCUUACGGUGUGGAGUAUGUGCACAUCCCGGACCGUGACCAAUGCGAUUGGUUGCGAGAGCGACUUGAAGUGCCUGAACCAUACAAGUAUUCACAAGACGAAAAGCGCCGCAUCAUGGACCGUCUGAUUUGGUCUGACUCGUUUGAGCGAUUCCUCUCUACCAAGCAUCCGAACGACAAGCGUUUCGGUCUCGAAGGAUGUGAAGCGCUCAUUCCUGGUAUGAAGGAGCUCAUUGACGACUCUGUCGAGCGUGGCAUUGAAUCCAUUGUCAUUGGUAUGCCCCACCGUGGUCGUCUUAACGUGCUUGCCAAUGUUGUCCGCAAGCCAGCAGAGGCCAUCUUUUCUGAAUUUGCCGGUUCGCAGGAGGCGAGUGAUGAGGGAUCCGGUGAUGUCAAAUACCAUCUUGGUAUGAACUACGAACGACCUACACCUUCUGGCAAGCGUGUGAACUUGUCGCUCGUCGCCAACCCUUCCCACUUGGAAGCAGAGGAUCCCGUCGUACUAGGAAAAACGCGUGCAAUUCAGCACUUUUCCAACGAUGAGCGUGAACACAACAAGGCUAUGGGUCUGUUGCUGCACGGAGAUGCUGCCUUUGCCGGUCAAGGUGUAGUCUAUGAGACGCUCGGCAUGCACGCCUUGCCUGGGUAUUCUACAGGUGGUACAAUCCACAUUGUUGUCAACAACCAGAUUGGUUUCACCACUGACCCGAGAUUCUCGCGGUCAACGCCCUACUGUUCCGAUAUUGCCAAGUCGAUUGAUGCGCCCAUCUUCCACGUCAACGGUGAUGAUGUCGAGGCGGUGACAUUUAUCUGUAAGCUUGCUUCUGAAUGGCGCGCUGUCUUCAAGAAGGACGUGGUGGUGGACAUCGUCUGCUACCGCAAGCACGGCCACAACGAAACUGACCAGCCAUCCUUCACACAGCCACUCAUGUACAAGAAGAUUGCCGAGCAUGCGCCAACGCUUGACUUGUACAUCAAGCAGCUGACACAAGAAAAGACCUUCACACCAGAAGACAUUGAGGAGCACAAAAAGUGGGUCUGGGGUAUCCUUGAGGAGAAUUUCCAAAAGUCAAAGGACUACGAGCCUUCUUCUAAAGACUGGCUGACCGCUGCUUGGAAUGGCUUUGCCUCACCCAAGGAUCUCGCCACAAAAAUUUUGCCGCAUUUGCCAACUGCUGUGGAAGAGGCUGAGCUCAAGUCGAUUGGCAAGGUUAUUUCUUCAUUCCCCAAGGACUUUACCGUUCACAAGAACCUUAAGCGUAUCAUUGAACAACGUGGCAAGGCCGUCGACAAGGGUGAAGGCAUUGACUGGGCUACGGGUGAAGCGCUCGCCUUUGGAUCUCUCCUUAAGGAAGGCCACCACAUUCGUGUCUCUGGUCAGGACGUCGAGCGCGGUACCUUUUCUCAGCGUCACGCCGUUCUGCACGACCAGGAGACUGAAAAGACCUUUGUCAACUUGAAUGCUUUGGAUCCUAAGCAGGCUGCUUUCGUCAUUGUCAACUCACAUUUGUCAGAAUUCGGUGCGCUUGGCUAUGAGUACGGCUAUUCGCUCUCUUCACCUAAUGCCUUGGUCAUGUGGGAAGCUCAGUUUGGUGACUUUGCCAACAAUGCACAAUGCAUCAUUGACCAGUUCAUUGCUUCUGGUGAAAACAAGUGGCUCCAAAGGUCCGGUCUUGUCAUGUCAUUGCCUCACGGAUACGACGGACAAGGACCAGAACACUCUAGUGCCAGGAUAGAGCGUUACUUGCAGCUCUCCAACGACGACCCUCGCAUCUACCCCUCGGAAGCGAAAUUGGAUCGUCAACAUCAGGACUGCAACAUGCAGUGUGUCUACCCAACCACACCCGCGAAUCUGUUCCACGUGCUGCGUCGACAGAUUCACCGAGAAUUCCGAAAGCCCUUGAUUCUCUUCUUCUCCAAGGCGCUACUACGACACCCAAUUGCCAAGUCGCCCUUGUCCGAUUUCACUGGUGAAUCGCACUUCCAGCGUGUCAUUUCAGAAGUCGACGAGAGCAUCAAGGCGCCCAGCGAGUGCAAGCGUCUCGUGCUCUGCUCUGGACAAGUCUAUGCAACACUUGUCAAGGCACGGCAAGAUAAUCAGAUCAACGACAUUGGAAUCAUUCGUGUUGAGCAAUUUAUGCCAUUCCCUUGGGAGCGUUUGCAUGAAGAGUUUGACAAGUAUAGCAAUGCCAAGGAAAUUGUAUGGUGUCAGGAGGAACCCCUCAACGGCGGAGCAUGGUCGUACGUGCAGCCGCGUAUCAAUACUUGCUUGAAGAAGACGACGCACCCAGACAAGGUUGUCAAGUAUGCUGGUCGUGCGCCGACAUCAUCGGUGGCUACUGGAAACAAAAAGUCGCAUGAGCGUGAAGUCAAGAAGUUCACUGAGGAGGCGCUUGACUUGCAGCCGCUCAUGGAAUAG